Rhinolophus ferrumequinum (greater horseshoe bat) is the source of this 1569-nucleotide messenger RNA. It is a transcript of the gene BFSP2, whose product is annotated as beaded filament structural protein 2. Bases 70 to 1317 code for a protein of 415 amino acids. Gene Ontology annotation, biological process: intermediate filament organization. Gene Ontology annotation, molecular function: structural molecule activity. The record is from RefSeq and is a predicted model, not a curated record. The transcript is spliced from 7 exons. Lineage: Eukaryota; Metazoa; Chordata; Mammalia; Chiroptera; Rhinolophidae. Gene Ontology annotation, cellular component: intermediate filament.
ACUGGGGCUGGAAAGCAAAAGCCACUGGACUCUGUAAACCCACUAGGCACAGCAGAGGCAGAAGGGGUGAUGAGCUCAAGGAGAGUGGUGGUGGGUGCGCCCACCGGUGCCAGCUCCAGCAUGUCCCUGCAGAGGCGCAGGGCAUCCUUCAAGGGAAUACAGUCACCGUCUUCCCUGGAUAGCCCCCCGGGCUCCAGGACCAAUGCCAUGGGUGGGCUUGUCCGAGCACCCAGGGUCUAUGUAGGAAUGGCGCCCAGUGGGUACCCAGGUGGACUGGGUGCCCGCGUGACCCGCCGAGCCCUGGGCAUCAGCAGUUUCUUCCUGCAGGGGCUGCAGAGCUCCAGCCUGGCCACAGCGCCUGCUCCAGUCCCGGAGAGGGACCCCAGUGCCAUUGAAGACCUGGGGGGCUGCCUGGUGGAAUACAUGGCCAAGGUGCAUGCCCUUGAGCAAGUCAGCCAGGAGCUGGAGGCACAACUGCGGACGCACCUGGAGAGCAGGGCCGAGCGCUCGGAGGGCUGGGGAGCGCUCAGGGCCUCCUGGGCCAGCAGCUGCCAGCAGGUGGGCGAGGCAGUCCUGGAAAAUGCCCGGCUCAUGCUGCAGACAGAGAAUAUCCAGGCGGACGCAGAUGACUUUAAAGAGAGAUAUGAAAAUGAGCAGCCAUUUCGAAAGGCGGCAGAAGAGGAAAUUAAUUCUCUAAAUAAAGUCAUCGAUGAAGCUAAUUUGAUAAAAAUAGAUCUGGAGAGUCAAAUAGAAAGCCUGAAAGAAGAACUUGGCUUUCUGUCAAAAAGCUAUGAAGAGGACGUGAAAGUGCUGUAUAAACAGUUGGCAGUGUCUGAGCUGGAACAAGUGGAUGUUCCCAUCGGCACUAGUCUGGACGACAUCCUUGAGACUAUCAGAAUUCACUGGGAGAGAGAUGUCGCAAAGAACCGGGUGGAAACAGGAGCUUUGCUCCAAGUCAAGCAACAGGCAGAGGUGGCCCACAUUGCCCAGACCCAGGAAGAGAAGCUGGUCGCAGCCCUCAGGAUGGAGUUACACAAUACUUCGGGCCAAGUCCAGAGCCUCCAGGCUGAGACGGAAUCCUUGCGGGCUCUGAAACGAGGCCUGGAGCAUACCUUGCAGGACGCCACGCACUGGCAUGACCUGGAGCUGCAGAACCUGGGCACGGUGGUCCGCAGGCUGGAGGCGGAGCUCAGGGAGAUGCGAGGGGAGGCCGAGCAGCAGCUGCAAGCGCGGGAGCAUCUGCUGGCGCUCAAGUGCCAGCUGCAGAGGGACGUGGCGUCCUAUCAUGCCCUGCUGGACAGGGAGGAGAGCAGCUGAUGGAGAAAUGUCCUCUUAUCAUGAAGAAAAUGCUGUCUUCCUCACCGAGUGACCAAUGAAGUUCCUUGAGGAGUUUCCCCCUAACCCCCAUUCACCCCCACCCACCCUAAGCUGGAUUCCCUGGUUGAUUCAGCUGGAGCUGAAAAGCUUCCUGGAAGUGGAGAGGGUCCUUCUGCCUUAAAUUUAAGUAGCCUGUAGCUUGAGCAACCUCCCUUGUCUCUCUCCAAAUAAAUGCUUUGUGUGCAGCUUCCA